AUGACGUCAUUUGAAUAUCAUGCUGCUGGCUUGUCUAUUCCAAACUCCUCUCUUAUGCAUCGCCGUUUCAACAUGACAAUAACCCCACAGUCCAAUAUCCACGUAACCAUUCGCCAGAUUUCAGAAUGGCGCAACAUCCCGAAUACAUCGAUCCAAUCCAAACCACUCAUGAUAUACCACGGAGCUUUCAACGCUACAUCCGCGGAGCUUGAGGCACAUCUGGAAGAAGUGGCUGAAGUUAUACCGCAAUGGGUAUAUACCAUGUACAGCCAGACCCAUUUCCAUUCCACGACACACGAAGUACUCGGAGUCGUGUCGGGGAGCGCGCGUCUUUGCUUUGGUGGCGAGGAUAAUCCCGAGCGAUUCGAACCGAGCGUUCAGCGCGGCGAUCUGAUUAUUGUUCCUGCGGGAGUUGGACAUCGGCUCUUGGAGGACCUGCAUGGGAACCAGGAGGAGUUUCAAAUGGUCGGCGCCUAUCCUCCCGGCAAGCAGUGGGAUAUGUGCUAUGGGAAACCAAACGAGAAAGCGAAGGUGCAGAGCAUAAAUAAUGUGGCCUGGUUCCAACGUGACCCGCUGUACGGUGUCGACGGGCCUGCUCUGCAUGUCUAG
This is a messenger RNA of Penicillium arizonense, 609 nucleotides long. Its product is annotated as cupin domain-containing protein. Bases 1 to 609 code for a protein of 202 amino acids. NCBI's taxonomy places the organism in Eukaryota, Fungi, Ascomycota, Eurotiomycetes, Eurotiales, Aspergillaceae. The record is from RefSeq and is a predicted model, not a curated record. The transcript has a single exon.